Messenger RNA from Episyrphus balteatus (marmalade hoverfly), 5559 nucleotides. Its product is annotated as serine/threonine-protein phosphatase 6 regulatory ankyrin repeat subunit A-like. Gene Ontology annotation, molecular function: protein binding. Bases 1 to 5559 code for a protein of 1852 amino acids. The transcript is spliced from 4 exons. The record is from RefSeq and is a predicted model, not a curated record. Lineage: Eukaryota; Metazoa; Arthropoda; Insecta; Diptera; Syrphidae.
AUGAGCGAAAUAAAUAAAGAUUUUGUUUUUUAUGUUAAAAAUGGAUACAUAGAAGUUGUAAGAGACUUAAUAAAUGAACAUGGCCUUCAGUAUUCCGUAGGAUAUGGAUACAUUCUUCUUCUUAAAUCUAUAAAGCGCAAAUAUAACAAAAUAACUGAACUUCUUUUAAACGCAGGAUGCAAAGUAAACAGAAAGCGAAACAAACGAAUUCCUUCAGAUACACCACUUCACCUUGCUAUCGAAAAUGGUGACUUAAAACUUACAGAAACUCUCAUAGAUCACGGUGCCGAUAUGGAUGCAAAUAAUGAAUGUGGCUUGUCUCCUAUCGUACUCGCCAUUAUUGAGAAAAAGGAAGAAAUUAUUGAUUUACUAAUAACAAAAAUGACUAAUAUUAAUUAUACAUGCAAAGAAGGUAUAAGUCCUCUGCAUGUUGCGGUUGAAUAUGGUUUAUAUCAUGUAACUGAAAAACUUUUACAAAGUGGGGCACAUGUUAACAUAAUGUCAACUAAUAGAAAUAGAGGGUGUACGCCGCUUCAUUAUGCCACUGUAGGUGGAGAUCUAGCCAUUGUUAAACUUCUCUUGGACAAUGGAGCAUGUGUUCAUUUGAAAACGGUGAACGGACUUACACCCUUCCAUACUGCAUGUCAAAAUGGAAAUGUAGAAAUAAUCAAGUUGCUUUUGAGCAGAAAUGCUGAUAUAAAUUCUCGUACAUAUUGUUACAUGUUUACUCCACUGUACAUUGCAAUUGAAAAUUCUCACAGAGAAGCUGCCAAAUAUUUAAUGGAUCAUGGAGCCAAAAUUAAUGAUAAAUCCGACAACAAAAAGACGGCACUUAGUUGUGCCGUUGAAAAAGGCUUAUCGUUGAUAGUCCAAGACAUUUUACAAUACUCUCCAGAUAUUAAUAACGCAAUCAAUAAAAUUUCAUUUAUAAACGCAGCUAGUAAACCGGACAAGAAAUAUUUACCAAUCGUUAAAGAUCUUAUGAUGUAUGGUUUUUCUGUUGAAGCUGACGAUAUAAAUGAUAUUGCUUUGUUGCAAAAUGCUCUAAAAAUGGGAUAUAUAGAAAUUAUACAAGAUCUUGUCAAGCACGGUCUUGAUUUGAAUUCUAAUAAAGAAGAAAAUUUUCACAUUGCUGUUAAAAACAAGCAAUUGCAAUUAGCAAAACUCUUGCUUAUGCAUGAACCUGACGUUAAUGCCAUUGACGAAAAUGGAAAACCUCCCAUAUUUUAUUCAGUGCAAAAUUCUGACUUAGAUAUGUACAAACUUAUACUACUCCAUGGAGGUAAUGUUAACAAAUGUCCUGAUUUGCUUAGCAUUGCAGUGAGAACAGGAUGUAAAGAAAUUUUUGAUCAUCUAAUUGAAAACAAAGUUGACAUUGAAGCUUCGGAUGAGUUCGGUAGGACACCGUUGCACUUUACAGUGCUACACAAAUAUUCCAAAAAUAACAAAAAUAUUCCCAAUAAUAAUGGCGAAAACACACUUGACCAGAUUUUGGAAUACCAGCCUUUUAUAAAUAAAACGAAAGAAAUGGCUAAAAUACUUCUAAGCAUGGGUGCAAAUGUUAACGCUCCAACUUACAACAAUAACUUAACUCCUCUUCAUAUUGCCUGUGAAGAAGGAUUUGCAAGUAUAAUUGAAAUUCUAUUAGAAUAUAAAUCUGAUGUCAAUUGUAUAAGCUCGAAUGGUACACCAUUGCAUUUUGCUGCUAAAAAUGAUAAUGAAUUUAUUAUUGAAAUGCUCUUAGCGAACAAGGCAAACAUUGAUUUUAGAAAUAAUAAUGGCGAUACGGCUCUUCAUAUUGCUGCAAAAUACGAUAACACAAAUGUUUUAAAAACAUUGCUUAAAAAUGGUGCAUAUGUGGAUUCGAAGAACACUAAACUUGUAACGCCCCUUCAUGUUGCUUUAGAAAAUAAAAAAAUUGAAACAUUUUCCAUUCUCUUGGACCACGGAUCUAGCAUUGAUGCAAAAGACAUAGAUGGCAAUACUGUACUUCAUAAAGCUAUUAUUAUGUCCAAUAUUCAUGUAGUUAAAUCUCUGCUUAAGUUUGGAUCUGAUAUUAAUAUUUUGAAUACCAAUAAUCUCACACCUUUUGAUUUGGCAGAUAAUUUACGUUAUUCUCAUCUUGAUCAGUGUUUAAAAUACGCAAAUACAAAUUAUCGAUCUCUUUAUGGCGUUUUUCAUGAUGAUUCCAAAAAUAUCGAAACAUUUAAAAUGUUGCUGUUACACGCUAUUAAGUUGAAAGUAGCAAACUUAUAUGAUGCAAAAGACGAAAACGAUUUAGUAUAUUCAUAUUUAGAUGAAGAAGACUAUGAUUUAUUGGAAUCACACGGAGAGAAAUGUACAAAAGAAAUAGUACAAUUAAAGCUCCAAAAUGUUUCAAGUUUAAUUCCUCUCCAUGUUGCGGUUGAAAAUGGUUUAUAUCAUGUAACUGAAAAACUUUUAAAAAAUGGGGCAUAUGUUAACAUAAUGUCAACUAAUAGAAAUAGAGGGUAUACGCCUCUUCAUUAUGCCACUGUAGCUGGAGAUCUAGCCAUUGUUAAACUUCUCUUGGACAAUGGAGCAUGUGUUCAUUUGAAAACGGUGAACGGACUUACACCCUUCCAUACUGCAUGUCAAAAUGGAAAUGUAGAAAUAAUCAAGUUGCUUUUGAGCAGAAAUGCUGAUAUAAAUUCUCGUACAUAUUGUUACAUGUUUACUCCGCUGUACUUUGCAAUUGAAAAUUCUCACAAAUUUUUAAUGGAUCAUGGAGCCAAAAUUAAAUCCGACAACAAAAACGAUAAAGAAUUUAUUUUUGAAAUGCUCUUAGCGAACAAGGCAAACAUUGAUAUAAAAAAUAAAUAUGGCGAUACAGCUCUUCAUAUUGCUGCAAAAUACGAUAACACAAAUAUUCUGAAAACAUUGCUUAAAAAUGGUGCAUAUGUGGAUUCUAAAAACACUAAACUUGUAACGCCCCUUCACGUUGCUAUAGAAUUUAAAAGACUUGAAACAUUUUCCAUUCUCUUGGACCACGGAUCUAGCAUUGAUGCAAAAGACAUAGAUGGCAAUACUGUACUUCAUAAAGCUAUUAUUAUAUCCGAUAUUCCAGUAAUUGAAUGUCUGCUUGAUUUUGGAUCUGAUAUUAAUAUUUUGAAUACCAAUAAUCUCACACCUUUUGAUUUAGCAGAUAAUUUAUGUUAUUCUAGGCUUGAUAUUGGGCUUAAUCAAUGUUUACAAUACGCAAAUACAAAUUAUAGACCCCUUUAUGGCGGUUUUAAUGAUAUAUCCAAAAAUAUCGAAACAUUUAAAAUUAUGCUGUUUCACGCUAUUAAGUUGAAAGUUGCAAACUUAUAUGAUACAAAAGACGAAAACGAUUUUUAUUUAUAUUUAGAUACAGAAGAUAAUGAUUUAUUGGAAUCACACGAAGAGGAAUGUACCGAAGAAAUAGUAAAAUUAAAGCUCCAAAAUGUUUCAAUUAACCAUGGAGACGUUCAAAAUGUAAGAAAUUUAAUAAAUCGUCAUGGUCUUCAUAAUUCCGUAGCGCACGGAUACAUUCUUCUCCUUAAAUCCAUCAAGCUCAAAAAUAACGAAAUAACUGAACUACUACUAAAUGAAGGAUCUAGAGUAAACAGAAAACGGAACAAGAGAAUUCCUUCAAAUACACCACUUCACCUUGCUAUCGAAAAUGGUAACUUAAAAAUAACGGAAAUGCUCUUAGAUAAGGGUGCCGAUAUUGAUGCGGAUAAUAAAAAUGGCUACUCUCCUCUCAUACUCGCUAUUUUUAAGAACAAUGAAGAAAUUAUUGAUCUAUUAAUCAGAAAAAAAGCUAAUCUAAAUUAUACAUGCUUAAAAGGUUUAAGUGCUCUACAUGCUACGAUGGACUUUAGUUUAUGCCACUUAACUCAAAAACUUUUACAAAAUGGCGCAUAUAUAAACAUAAUAUCAACUAAUUCCUCAGAUAGAGGAUUUACACCGCUUCAUUAUGCCACUUUCAAUGGAAACAUAGCGAUUAUUAAAGUUCUCUUGAAAUAUGGAGCAGAUGUUGAUGUAAAAGAGGAAAACGGAUUUACACCCUUGCAUAUUGCUUGUGCAAAGGGAAAUGUAGAAAUAAUCGAGUUGCUUUUAACCAAAAAUGUUGAUGUUAAUUCUCUUUCUUAUGAUAAAAUGACUCCACUAUACAUAGCUGUUAGCAAUUCUCAUAGAGAUGUCGCUAAAUGUUUAAUGAAUCACAGAGCAGAAAUAAAUGUAGAAUUAUACAACAUAACAACGGUACUUAGUUGUGCUGUGGAAAAAGGCUUAUCAUUGAUAGUCGAAGACAUUCUACAACAUCAUCCAGAUCUUGAAAGCAAAAUCAAUAAAAAAUCAUUUAUACAUGCAGCAAGUAAACCGAAUGAGCACUAUUUACCGAUCGUAAAGAGUCUUAUAAGAUAUGGUUUUUCUGUUGAUGCUAGCGAUAUAAAUGAUAGCGAUUUGGUGCUUAAUGCAAUAAAAAUGGGAUACAUAGAAAUUAUACAAGACCUGAUUAAACACGGUCUUAAUAAAGAAAAACAUUUGCGUAGUGCUGUAAUAAACGAGGAAUUGGAGGUAGCAAAAUUCUUUGUUACCAAUGGAGCUGAUGUAAAUGACAUAGACGAUUUUGGUAAUACUCCUGUAGUUUAUUCGAUGAAAAAUUCCGAUUUAGAUAUGUGCAAACUUCUACUACUCCAUGGAGCAAAUGUUGAAAAAUAUCCCGAAUUGCUGAGAUUUGCAGUUGACUUAGAGUGUAAAGAAAUUUUAGCGAUGCUACUUGAAAGAAGAGUUGAUAUUGAAGCUACGGAUGUGUAUGGAAGGACACCAUUGCACCUAACUGUCUCACGCAAAUAUCCGAGACGUGAUAAGUUUAUUCAUGAUUACCCUCCCAACAUCAAAGAAAGGACAGAAAUGGCUAAAAUACUUCUAGCCAAGGGUGCAAAUGUUCAUGCUGAAACUAACAUCGAAAGAUCAACUGCUCUUCAUAUUGCCUGCGAGGAAGGAUUUGCAAAUAUAGUUGAAAUGCUUUUACAAUAUCAAGCUGAUGUAAAUUGUGUAAGCUUGUAUGGCACACCAUUGCAUUGUGCUGCUAGAAAUAGAGACGACAAUAAAUGUUUUAUUGAAAUACUAUUAGCGAACAAGGCUAAUAUUAAUUCAAAAAAUGAAAAUGGAGACACGGCUCUUCAUAUCGCUGUUCAAUAUGAAAACACAAAUAUUGUGGAAACAUUGGUUAAAAAUGGCGCAGAUAUAGAUUCUAAAAACAAUGUGUAUGUCACGCCCCUCCACAGGGCUAUAAAUUUUAACAGUUUUGGAGCAAUUUAUAUUCUCUUGGAACACGGUUGUUCCAUUAAUUCUAAGGACAUAAAUGGUAAUACCCCUCUUCAUCAAGCCAUUACAUCGGGACAUCCUUUUAACAAGGGAUGUCCCGAAAGACUGCUUCAAUUUGGAUCUGAUAUUAAUAUUUUGAAUAACAAUAACCACACACCUAUUGAUGUAGCAUAUCACUGUGUGGAAAAGUAUUACGGAUAUUACGAGCCAGAUGAAUACUAUGGAGAAAAUAUAAAAUCUCUUUAA